AUGACGAGCAGCUCGUCGCCGUCGAGUAGUAGCCCCGACACGCAGCCAGAGACGACGAGCUUCGACCAUCUGCAGGCGCUCCGCAACGUGCAGCUCAUCGAGCGCAACGAGUACCCUCUGAAGCACCUAGCGCAGGAGAAAGUGCGACGUCGUAGUCGUCGAGACGAAGAUGACGAAGACGACGAAGGCGCGUUGUGCUUCUGCACGUACCCGGAUGCAAUGGAGCGCGAGGACGCCGAGCAAAAGGGCGAGCAGCUGCGGCGCUGCGACGACGUGUCGUGCCUCAACUUUGCCACGUAUGUCGAGUGCUCCGCGUCGUGUCCAGCCGCUCAGUACUGUAGGAACCAGCGCCUGCAACAUCCCGAGCGAUAUCCGCUGCUAGAACCUUUUAAAACGGAGCAGAAGGGCUACGGCGUGCGAACGAGACAGCAUAUCCCUCAAUUAAGCAUCGUGGGGGAGUACGUGGGCGAGAUUAUCGACCAGAAGGAGCUGGCGAGGCGACUGAAGAGCGUCCCGAGACACGAACUGAACUUUUACUACUUAUUACUGGCCCCUGGCGUGUACAUUGACGCCCGGAACAAAGGCAGCUUCACUCGGUUCGUCAACCACAGCUGCGAACCCAAUUGCAAGACGGAAAAGUGGACAGUCAAAGGGGAGACGAGGAUCGCCGUGAGUGCGUUGAGGGACAUCGAAGUGGGCGAGGAGCUGACGUUCGAUUACAAGUGGAAGGCGCUGGGGUCCAGACAGAUCACGUGUUGCUGCGGCGCUCCGAGCUGUAAGGGGGUGAUCGGCACGCAGAACGAGACGCUGCAGAACGCCGAGGCGCAGACAGGGUACUUCCGAGACCCGGAGAAGCAGGAGACUGGCGACGCACUCGUAGGACGACGCGUGCGUGUCUUCCUGUCCCCAGAGGACAAGACCGAGUACGACGUGCAGCUUGUGAAGGCGUACGACGAGCAGCAGGAUCGCUACCAAGUGGAGGAUUUGCUGGAGCCUGGAGGCUACGAGACGGACGAGAACGACACGGAAGAGGAGGAGCAGGAGAAACAGUUUGUGCAACUUAAGGAGAAUGGAUGGCAACUUUACUGUCCGCCCGGAGAUAAAGAGGGUGGCCAGGUGUUUGCCAUCCCCAAGAGACGACUCCCAGUCGCGAGCGAUAGCAGAGACCCGUCACCGAAGCAGGAAACGACGUCCCAGUCGCCUGUACGCACUCCGUCCCCUGUAGCGAUGGCGAGACUGGAAAGCGGCUUGAAUACGCAGAAGAAGAACGAAUACGGCGAGUUGCUGGACCGCGAGGGCAAAGUUGUGUCCAAUAAGCUGCUGGUCAAGUUCUUACCCAAGGAAUACGCUGAGCGAGGGCUACGCAGCCUGUUUGUCAGUCGGAAACACCCCCACGCACUGGUGAGUGCAGACGUAUUUAACUUCCUGGAUGGCACUGGCUGGGCUCUCGUGGAGUUGGAAAGCUACGAGCUUGCGUCUUCGUUUCGUCGCACUCUGGACCGCCGUAACCUGCUUAACAAGAUGCUGCGAGUGUAUCAGGCAGGCACGAAGGAGUUGGAGAACUUUCGUCAUCAGAAAUCCAAGGUGCUAAUGAUGCGUCAAGCGGGGAUAACGAGCAGCUCUCUGUCUUCCGAAGGCAAGGAGAACGUGCAAGAGAAGAGAACGGACCCGUAUUGCUUCGGCAGGAAGCUCAACUGGCUCGUCACUGAGGAGGAGCUCAAGAGUUUGUCGGUCCAGCAAGUUUUGUCCGCGUCACUGGAAGAAACGCUGCGAGUCAAGUACGUCAAGAGCAUUUUCCACAUCGCCAAAGGCCUGCGGCUGGAUCGAGAAGACGCCACCAGUGCCAUCAUCGCGCUGAAUCGAUAUUUCACGUUCCACACGAUGCCGAUGAAAGUCGAUAUAUUUGCGGCGACGAUGCUGCACUUGUUUCUAAAGGCCCACGCUCGGAAAGUACCCUGGACAGCCUUUGUGAAGGAAGUCUACAAGGCCAAGCACGGUUCUGCUGCUGCUGAACGUCUCACAGCUGCGUCUCCGGAGCUUGGAGUGCUCAAGCGCCAUCUAGUGAAGGCGGAAAGCGAACUGCUGGAAGGUCUGCACUACGACGUGACAGGAGAGGACCCGUACGCGCUGCUGGACCUUUUGACGACGCGCAAGAGCUCCAAGAAGCUGGUAGCGCUGUCUCAAAACGGCUAUGGCCACCACGUGACUCCAUUUCUCACGUCGUUGCCCCCGCCAGAGGUCCAAAAGGAAGCGAAACACUUGGUGGCAGAGGCCUUACCGUUGCCCAUUUGGACGCACACGCCGGUGGAAUGUGUGAUGCUCAGUGUGGUCUACGUGAGUGCGGCAGUAACGGAAGCUCUGAGCUCUCGUCAAGCGCCUCCGAUCAGCAAACUCCCCGACUUUUUGCCUCAACUGGACUUGCAGGGAAACGCCAGCGAAGCGCGCAUGUUGUUGGACUGCUCGCUAUCCAUCUGCACGCAGCUGAAAGACCGGUGGGCGCGUCUGGAGAAACAGUCUAAGUCCGCACAGCAGACAAAACCCAAGGAUGCGAACGCGGCCGACUUCGAUAUGACCCAGUUCGACGUCUCGAAGGACAAAAAGGAUGUCGAGAUAUCGGAAAGGAUAGCGCAAUUGCUCAAGCAAUGGGUUAACCUGCCUGCUCCCAGCGUGUCAGCUGGUUUAUCCGCUCUAGGUGCGGUUUCUGCCGUGUCUGUGGCAUCGGGAAUGAAGGGUUAUUCGACUGCAGCACCCUCGUACAGUACAGGAAAGAGGUUUAUCACGUUCAAGGCGAUGGGAAGUGCAGUACCAGUGCCCAGCUCAACAUUAAGUACCGGUAGUGGCCACGUGGGGAUUGUCUCGGCGUUGUCGAUCUCGCCUAAAAAGGCUGCAGCUGGUACAACCGACUCGAAUGUGGGGGAGGUUCGCAUCCACACAGACGAGAUCGUGAAGGUCGAGUCUAUCCGGAAACGAGCUUUCUUGGGCGUCAUCUCGAGCGACGUGGGGUUCGACUUGGCUGGGAAGCCCGUGUAUUUGCAGUCAUGGCCGUAUCUGGAGCAGGAGACGUUCUUCACGGAAGAAAAGGGCCUCAACGAUGCAUGUUUACGCGAACUGUCAGCAGCGACGACGCUCUCGUCGCUCUUGCCCGACCGCUUUAUGAAUCUCCAUGGAAUCAUCUUCCCUGCCGAUCGAAAAGACCGUCAAACAAGCGAGUCGAAGACUGGCAACUCUGACGUUGACGAGCUGGACUUACUUGCCGCCACUAUUGACGAUGACGGGAACCCGCUGCCAGAAGGCAUCGACCGCCUGACACGCCAGAAACAUUACCUGGCGUUCGAGCAGCCCUUGCACAUGUUCUCGGGGAUUUUUGAGGCCCACGUCUCUCUCGCUCCGGAGUUGCGUAAGAAGGUUAUCUUUGACAUGCUUCAGAGUUUGUCAGCUGUGCAUGACCAAGGCUACGUGCAUCGCUUCAUCGCCCCGUCGCAUCUGUUGGUGUUCCAGAACGGCGUCAAGCUGGGAGGGUUCCACGCGAUGCGUAAGAUCGCCAACAUCAAGUCGAAGGACGGAGAAGGGCCGACUGUCGCUGGCUACGAACUGAGCGACAGCGAGCGUAAAGAGCACUGCUAUGGCGCGUGGCUGUACGUGACUGCCCCCGAAGUUCUGCUGGGAGAGACCAAGUACACGUGGCGCUCGGACGUGUGGUCGGCUGGGUGUGUCGUGCUUGCCAUACUGCUCGAGAAGAUCCCAUUCCUCCAAGGACAAGACGUCAAGGUGCAGCUGGAUCUCAUCUAUCGCUUGUGCGGCACGCCCAGCAUGUCGUGGGACGGCGCACAUAAACUCCCGCUGUACAACUCGUUCCGGCCCAAACACGAGUACAAGAUGCGUCUGCGAAAGACUCUACUGGAGCAGCGAUCCAAGUUCCCAGACUUCCCGGAAGAUGCCGUCGAGGUGUUGGAAGCGAUGCUGCAGUUGGAUCCUGCGAAACGCAGCACGGCUAAGAGGCUCCUUGAGAUGCGCUACUUUGACAGCGUUCGUGGCAGCGAGAGAGCGUUCGACUUUGGUGACUUGCCCUCGACUUUCCCGGUGCAGAAGAAGAAGCUCGUGCAGCAUUUACUAAAGGCGAAAGUCAAGAAACACCGCAGUGCUGGCAGUCGCACUACGUCAUCGCGAUCGUCUCAUCACCACAAACAAAGCAGUGAACAGCAUCGGCACAAGCGAUCAGCAUCAUCGACACAGGAUGGAGUAGGGGAGAAACCGAGUCAACAUGACCGACACAAGUCCCGAAGCGACAAGCGGAAAUCCAGGUCGUUGUCGACUUCACGUCGAGAAGUCAAGCAGGCAGAUGCCGAGGACGCAGAGAUGCAGGACGUCAGCGAGUACGUCCCGUUGCCGGCGAGUUUCACAGCCGCUGCUGGAUCUUCCCCCUCACGGCCGACGGAUGAUAGUUUACCUCCUCGAGAAAAACGUGCCAAGCUGGGCUGGGGUAUGGGGCUCAACUCGGUAGCAUAA
Phytophthora infestans T30-4 is the source of this 4506-nucleotide messenger RNA. RefSeq names its product histone-lysine N-methyltransferase, putative. Gene Ontology annotation, cellular component: chromatin; nucleus. Gene Ontology annotation, molecular function: protein kinase activity; nucleic acid binding; ATP binding. The transcript has a single exon. The coding region runs from base 1 to 4506 and encodes 1501 amino acids. NCBI's taxonomy places the organism in Eukaryota, Oomycota, Peronosporomycetes, Peronosporales, Peronosporaceae. Gene Ontology annotation, biological process: protein phosphorylation; regulation of DNA-templated transcription. The record is from RefSeq and is a predicted model, not a curated record.